AAAAAAUAGAGAAAAUGGAAAGGAAAUUGGAAAAGAAAAAAAAAUCACCUGAUAAAAAAACCUAAACACGUUUAUCCUAAGCAAGUCGUUCACUUUCUCCGCCGUCCCACUUCGAUCUGCCGUUCGCUUCGGUCUCCUCUCCGGUCUCUUUCUGUUAUCGCCGCUUCUCUCCGGUGUCAAUUCGUUGCUGCUUCAAUUCAUUUCCAUUGCUGCUGUUCGCUGCUCCUCUCCUCUCCGCUGCCGCCGCCUGCUCCAACAAAUUAUAAUUUUCGCAUAAUCGUUUUUACAAAUGGGUAAAAAGAAAACUGAUGAGGCUGGUGGAGCCAAUAAAGCUACUAAUAAGCAAAGCAGUAAAGAUGGAAAGAAAGUUUCAAUUGCAGCUAUGCUUCUUAGCAAUGAUGAGAAACCCGAGAAGCCUAAAAAGGGAGUGGCUUCUUCUUUGAGCACUGCCAAAGCAAAGGCUCCUAAAGUGUCAUCUUAUACCGAUGGGUUGGAUCUACCUCCAUCUGAUGAAGAAGAAAAUAGUUAUGUCUCUGGAGAUGAGCAAGAGCAGGCUGGGGGUAAAAAACGGUCGAGUAAAGAAACAAUGAAUGAAGGAAAGCCUCUUGAGAUAUCUGUAACCGAUAAAGAACUCAAGAAACGAGAAAAGAAGGACUUGCUUGCUGCUUAUGCUAUUGAGCAGGCCAAAAAAGAGGCCCUCAAGGAUGAUCAUGAUGCUUUUACUGUUGUUAUUGGUAGUCGGGCUUCAGUUCUUGAAGGUGACGAUGAAGCGGAUGCUAAUGUUAAAGAUAUUACAAUAGAAAAUUUCUCUGUGGCAGCACGGGGGAAAGAACUCUUAAAGAAUGCAUCUGUUAAGAUUUCUCAUGGAAAGAGAUAUGGGCUGGUUGGGCCAAAUGGAAAGGGCAAGUCUACGUUAUUGAAACUUCUUGCUUGGAGAAAAAUACCGGUUCCAAAAAAUAUCGAUGUGCUUUUGGUUGAGCAAGAGGUUGUUGGUGAUGAGAAAACUGCUCUUGAAGCAGUUGUUGCAGCCAAUGAAGAGUUACUCAAGGUUCGGCAGGAAGUUGCAUCUUUGCAAAAUUUAACUGCAGCAGAUGAAGAUGGGAAUGAUAUAGAUGGAGAUGAUGUAGGAGAGAGGCUUGCUGAAUUGUAUGAGAAUUUACAGAUUUUGGGGUCAGAUGCUGCAGAGUCUCAGGCAUCAAAGAUUUUGGCUGGAUUGGGUUUCUCCAAGGAAAUGCAGGGGCGUCCUACCAAGUCAUUUAGUGGUGGCUGGAGAAUGAGGAUUUCAUUGGCUAGGGCGCUUUUUGUGCAGCCUACUCUUCUUUUGCUAGAUGAACCAACUAACCAUCUCGAUCUCAGGGCUGUACUCUGGCUAGAGGAGUAUCUUUGUAGGUGGAAGAAAACUCUUGUAGUUGUUUCCCAUGAUAGGGAUUUCCUUAACUCGGUGUGCAAUGAAAUUAUCCAUCUUCAUGACUUGAAGCUUCAUGUCUACCGUGGGAAUUUUGAUGAUUUUGAAAGUGGCUAUGAACAGCGUCGCAAAGAGAUGAACAAGAAGUUCGAGAUCUAUGAUAAGCAGGUAAAAGCUGCUAAAAGAUCAGGAAACCGCGCUCAGCAAGAAAAGGUUAAAGAUCGUGCAAAAUUUGUUGCUUCCAAGGAAGCAUCAAAGAGCAAGGCAAAGGGCAAGGUUGAUGAAGACGAACCCCUGGCAGAGGCUCCCAAGAAGUGGAAAGAUUAUACUGUGGAAUUUCACUUCCCUGAACCUACAGAGCUAACUCCCCCAUUGAUGCAAAUGAUUGAAGUCGGAUUUAGUUACCCUAACCGAAAGGAUUUCCGGCUAUCAAAUGUCGAUGUAGGCAUUGACAUGGGAACUCGAGUUGCUAUUGUUGGGCCGAAUGGAGCUGGGAAAUCCACUAUUCUAAAUCUUCUCGCGGGUGAUUUAGUUCCUUGUGAAGGAGAAGUGAGGAGAAGUCAGAAGUUGCGCAUAGGGAGGUACUCACAGCACUUUGUGGACCUAUUGACAAUGGAUGAAACACCUGUUCAGUAUUUGCUUCGACUUCAUCCUGAUCAAGAGGGGCUUAGCAAGCAGGAGGCCGUCCGUGCCAAGCUUGGAAAAUUUGGACUACCAAGCCAUAAUCAUCUCACACCAAUUGCAAAGCUUUCAGGAGGGCAGAAAUCACGGGUUGUCUUCACUUCUAUAUCCAUGUCAAAGCCACACAUAUUGAUGUUGGAUGAGCCUACAAAUCACUUGGACAUGCAAAGUAUUGACGCGUUAGCCGACGCACUAGAUGAGUUCACUGGCGGAGUUGUCUUGGUUAGUCAUGACUCCAGGCUGAUCUCUCGUGUCUGUGACGAUGAAGAGAAGAGUGAGAUUUGGGUGGUUGAAGAGGGAUCAGUGAGGAAGUUUCCAGGCACAUUCGAAGAAUACAAGGAAGAGCUACAAAGGGAAAUUAAAGCCGAGGUUGAUGAUUGAGUUUUGUUAGAUGAACAAAUUCAGCUGACACCAUAAGAAUUCAGAUGGCCAUAAGAAUUCAGUUGACAGGAUUUUGCCAAUUGCGGAGAGGAUUGUUUAUCUGCACUUGAUUCGGAAGAAGCGACACAAAUGACAACAGCAGUAUGCAAGUUACCCGAAAAUAAAUAAUAUUUUUGGUGAAUUUUAGGUUGAGUAAAUUAUAUUUUUUUCUUUGUAAAGAUGAUUUAUGAGAUAUGGUAUUAAGGGUGAGAUAAGUUGAGAAAUAAGAUGACAUACUUUUUUUUUAA
Molecule: messenger RNA, 2754 nt
Organism: Mercurialis annua (annual mercury)
Lineage: Eukaryota; Viridiplantae; Streptophyta; Magnoliopsida; Malpighiales; Euphorbiaceae
Product: ABC transporter F family member 4
Exons: 3
Coding region: 290-2467 (725 amino acids)
Molecular function (GO): ATP binding; ATP hydrolysis activity
Source: RefSeq, a predicted model, not a curated record